AUGCAAUCCACCUUCACCUACCUUGUGUACUUCCUAUCCUUCUGGGCCACCAUGGUUGAAGCUCUUACUCGGUAUCAGACCACGCCCCCGAGCGACGCCAUUGUCGUCCAUGACAGACAAUCCCUCAACGAUCUAGUCAAGAUUCACUCGGAUACAGUUCUCUACGCCGAGAAUGGAGGGUAUUACCUCAAGAACAUGGAAGAAGAGGUUGUUGCCAUCACUGCCGACGACCUGUGCAAGGAGCUGGACGCUGUUUUUGCCAGUAUCGAUGCCGAAGUUGGCUCUGGGUCUGAAGAUGGAGAAUCUGGAUCUCUCGGUGGGGCAAAUGUUACGAAGGGGAACUCUGUCUGA
Molecule: messenger RNA, 351 nt
Organism: Penicillium roqueforti
Lineage: Eukaryota; Fungi; Ascomycota; Eurotiomycetes; Eurotiales; Aspergillaceae
Exons: 1
Coding region: 1-351 (116 amino acids)
Source: RefSeq, a predicted model, not a curated record